AUGGACGCCCAUGUAUCUAUGAAAGCCGAUUUCUACUCCCAGGAAAGAGAAGACGCCACAAUAGAAAUUGAUAUGGAACCGCUAAUCGAAACUCCAAACGUCGAAUACGAGAUGGGUGAUGGUGAAGACCUGCGUGAAGACGACGACCUCGUUGACGUCGAGGUAUAUGAUACGUCCCGAGCACUUUCCCCGUCCAUUCCUUCUACAGAGUCUGGCCAAGUAGCGCAACCUGCGCUUCAUCUUUCAGCUCAUCUUGAAGAGAACACAGAUAUCAACAAAGUUGUCACACCCGAGCCUCCUUCGCAUGCAUCGGCAUCGAACCUUUUUCUUCCAUUACAUGAAGUAGUCUCAGGCCGUGAAUUUGCCACUGAUCUCACUCUUCCCGGGAUCCAUGCACCUUCGGUAUUGGAACCAGCGACCUCGAGUGCGACCUUGCCUAAUGAGACAGAAAGCAGCGCUACAAACCACCACUUUGACCCAUACGCUCUGGCUGCCGAUCGUGAGGAUCCGCAUUCCGAAGAACAUGAAGUAGUGCAGAAGACCCUUCCCUCAUCUGAGCUUCUGGGACUAGCAGAAGAACCAGAGGCGGGCGUCUUACCUUCCACCUCUCCACCGCUUCCCAACACUGCCGAACACCAGGAAACACCUCAUGGGAACGCAGAAGAAGAGGGUUCAGUUGAUCGUAUUUCCGCCCAGUCAACCAGCGAUCCCCACGAAAUUUCUGAAGGAGUCUAUAUUGAUCCUCCUCCACCCGUUUUGUUGGCCAUGGCCUCAGAUGAAGUUUUCGAAUUCACCCUGUUCAACGAUCUGUCUAACGGGUCUCCCACUUCUGAGGUAAACAUUCAAAUGAAGGGCGUCCUUCUUCAACAUUUACCAACUCUUUAUUACGAACCUCUGUCCACUGUUUUUGAAACUCUACGGCAAGAGCAAUACGUACAGUCCAAGUUUCAUCUCGCAGAUUCUGAGCUUGUUCUCGAUGCCACUGAUUUAUCGUUACCUAUCAGCGAGGAUAACGCGUACUCAAGGGAAGUUACACUGCAUGACCUCAAUGUCCUUCAUGAUGCAUAUGGAAUUUCUGGGCCACUCAGAAUGAAAUUACAUAGUGUAACUCCUAGGUUUAUUACUCGAUAUCAAUAUCUACAAGAACACAUAGGUCAGCUCGAGCUUGGUCAGUUGACCACAGGCGUCGAUGGAAUAGUCAACGAGCAGGGGAAAUCAACAGAAUUUGUGUUUCAGAAGCCGGACUUGCUACCCGGUGGCCUGGAAACCGCGGACCCGACAGCAUUGCAACGUCCCAAAGAAGAUGCAAAAGAGGAGGCACUGACGGACGAUCUGGAUCACUCAGAAUUUGCCAAAGAACAUAGGACGUUUGAACCACGACCCGAAUACGAAGAUGAUGAAGAAGCAAGAGCUGAGGAAGUCGCCGAUGAUCUCGGCUACGGUCAUUCAGAAUCUGAGGCGUCAAAUGCUGACGGCGACGAGGCUCGACUUCCGCACGACACCACAAACAAUCAACAACCCGAUCCUUUACUAGGAGACGGGCAAGAAAAAGCGGAGCCCGAUUCAAGGGAGGAUCAUGGAUCAGACCCCUCGGUGAUUGAGCUGGACGUUCUUGAAGCCAAGUUCAGCAAUCAAACCUCGUUCAACGACACAAGAGACAAAGAGGCUUCAGAACAAAUCAGAAGCUCAAGCUCGAAGGCACAGUCCCGAGAGAAUGAAGACCCAGUAGGGGUGGACCCUGUGACCGACCAGAAGACAGAGGUCGGCGGGGGUCGAACGGAGCAAGUAGAAUAUCCUGACCAAGACGAAGUGGGUCCUGAAUGGCCCGAGUAUGACGAGCAAGGCCACGAGGAUAGUGAGGAGUCGGAAGAGCAUGAGGAUUCGGAAGAAUACAAUGACGAUGCCAGCGGGGAGGAAGAUCAAGCGGUUACACAACAGGACGAGGAGAGGGCACGUAACUAUUUCGCCCUUGAUCGUUUAGGAGCUGGAAGCGUGGACGAGGAAACAGUGGGUCGAGAAGGGAAUCCACUCGACUCUCCGCUGGAACAAGCCGCUGUAGCCACAGAGGCCGAGAGAGAUGUUUAUAACAAAUCGGGAAACGACGACCAGGGCACACCUUCAGCAGAUGCUGUUUCUUACCAAUCACCUGAACAAGCAGAGGGACAGACAGAUGUAGAUCCUGUUGGCGAUGCAGUGACUGAAGUUCCCUUCGAAUCUGUUCUGUUUGACGGAGAAGCUUGGGAUGAUGACCUCGACAGAGAAGGUGAUCUAGACGCAAGAUGGGAUGAAGACAACACGCCGUCAACAUCGAACCAGAGUUCGGUCACGCUUUCGAGUAAGACCUCUAAGAGAAGCUUUGACGAAUUUGAAUCGGAUGGCGAGGGAUUUAACGAAAAUCAUGUGUGGGAGGGCCCUAGUUCUCCCGUCAUGCCGCGCGAGUAUCAGUCACCACGGGUCAAGUUCAAGGCUAAGUAA
Molecule: messenger RNA, 2475 nt
Organism: Cyclocybe aegerita
Lineage: Eukaryota; Fungi; Basidiomycota; Agaricomycetes; Agaricales; Hemipholiotaceae
Source: the annotation of a GenBank genome assembly